This is a messenger RNA of Silurus meridionalis, 8489 nucleotides long. RefSeq names its product cilia- and flagella-associated protein 46. The record is from RefSeq and is a predicted model, not a curated record. The transcript is spliced from 59 exons. Gene Ontology annotation, molecular function: cysteine-type endopeptidase activity; protein binding. The coding region runs from base 219 to 7925 and encodes 2568 amino acids. Gene Ontology annotation, biological process: proteolysis; axoneme assembly; cilium movement involved in cell motility. NCBI's taxonomy places the organism in Eukaryota, Metazoa, Chordata, Actinopteri, Siluriformes, Siluridae.
CGGAGUGACUGUGAGUUCGGCUAGCUGCUGAAUUUAACCUUAAUUCUGUUUAAACUACAUUACGUUUCGAAGAAUUACACACUUAACUACUACCAAACAAAUUUCACUUGGUUGUUUUGCUUGUCUUGGAUAUCUUUCGUGUAUUUUUCUAAGCCUUCGAGCAGAACAGUUGGUUAUUUCCGGUAAUCUGUCGGACUGUAAAAGGUCUCGCGCUGAAAAUGGAUCUCCGAAUCCGGCAGUACCUGACGCAAGCGCAGGAUAAAGACGGUACUAAUGAAUAUCCUGCAGCUCUGAGGAGAGCUUAUGCCACAAUUAAAGACGCGAUGUCGGGAAAAGCUGCAUCAGAUCCUCAGUGUUUUCUCCCGGAGCUGUAUGUGCUGUGUGCAGAGCAGGCUCUCGUGCUGGGAUGUAGGGAGAUCACAGAGGACUGCCUAAUGAUGUACUUAGAGAGCAAACCCCCACCUAAUCAGUUUCUAUGCCGCGCAUACUUCUGCCAGGCUCAGCUGAACUCACCACGCACUGUUGCCUCUGUGGAGGACAUGGAUAGAGCUGUUACAUACUAUCUGAAGGCUAUAGAGAUAUCCAAAGACAAGCCAAGAUACCAUUUUCUAGUCUUCAAUGCUUCUGUUCUAUACUUACAAACAGUGCGAGCUUUUCUACGCCCUUGUUGGCGGCGGUACCUGGUAUCCUCUCUCACGCAGGUGCUCAGUGCUCUGGAGGAGGUAGCCGAGCCUGACUACAUUUGGCGUGCUGAACUAAUGAUGCUCCUUGUGAAGUGCCUGGUGGAUGCUGGAAAAAAGAACGAUGCUGCUGAUUUUUCCAAGGUCACCUCUAAAUUUAUCCAGCAGCACACACCCGAGCUGUAUCCUCAAAUUUUCUCCAUACAGGUGCAGCAUGAUCUUAUAGAUGUCUCCAACAUUCUGACAAAAGCAAGACCACAAUUACUUGCCAUCUAUAAACUCCAAAAGCUUAAAAAACUCACUGUGAAUGCAGGCAGAAAAGAGCCAGAUGAACUAAGAGAGAUUUUUGUCCUCUUGACACAUAAAUCCCAGUCCCAAUCAUCUGCUUCUAACAGUCAUAGUAUUGACACUGAUGACAGCCGUUGUAUGACAGUGUCCAGCAGGAUUGAUCUCCUUCUUCAGUUGGCUUUUCUGUCUCUACAUUUUAAAGAGCAGAUCAUAGCAGAGGAAUGUAUAAAGGAACUAAAGAAUAUUGAUGAGACUGCUGUUGGGAAGCACAUCAUGGUGGAGUGUGUUGAGUGUGAACUGGUGCUUAUGAAACAAAACUCCAACAUUGAGGACUACACCAAAAGCAGUGUUGAGACCCAGUUGAGGAUUGUAACCCGUUUAGAAGCAUUGCUCCUCAGGGCAGUGAGAGAAGGAGAUGCUCAGGUGACACAGAGUGUGUGUGCAGCUCUGUGGAACAGCUGUUUACCUCUGCUCCAGCAUAAUCUCCGGAAAAACAUCAAAAGUCCCCUGCUCACACUCUCAAAAGCCCUAGAAGACAUCAAUAGCAUGUUGUUGGACAUGCGGUGUCAGGUCCAUGCUGAGCUGGCUGCAAUAGAGGAGGAAGCGGAGAGGUUAGAGCCUGCAAUACAACAUCUCCACGCAGCCCUUGGCCUGGAUGAGAACGGCCAGUUUCAUCAGCGUCUGUCCUUCUCUCUUCACUGCCUUCAACUGCGCAGCAAACUUUAUAGCACUCCCACACGCCCAGAGGACCAGGCAGCUAUGCUCAUUCAACAGACAAAAGAGCAUCUUGGUAAUGAACCAGCAAAGAAUUGGCGCCCCAUACUGGUUAGUGCUGGUAUUGCUUUGGCACCUGACACUUUCCAGAUGGUCCUGGAUGCAGACAGCACAGCCAAAGGUAGCGGACGACUGGACACUGUGGAGCAACUUGCAGCUAAGGCCAAGCAUUAUAGGACCUGUGUACAAAAAGUUGAAUGUCAUUUUGCCAACCUGGAAAGAGACACAGAUGACAGAGAGAGAAUAAGGUUGUGGGCGUCUCUAGUAAAGGCUGCACGGAAACAGGUGUUGUGGGAUGUGUGCAGGGCAGCUUGCCGCUUUUGUCUGCUUUAUGACGACAAGAGAUGGAAAAUCGAGCGCCAACAGAUGUACAAGGAGGAGAGUGGAGAGCGAGAGCUGCUGCGUCUACUGGCUGAGGUUCACUUUAUCAAUGCUGAGGCAACUAUUCAUAAACUCCGCUCUGAGGGAGUCGAACUAAAUGACUCUCCUGUCCCACCUGUUAAGAGAGGAAUGCUCACCCUUGAUGACCCUCAGUGGACUCUUUAUAGUGACUGGAUUCAAGAGAUGUCGGACUAUGCCACAACUAAUUUACUACGAGGAGCAGAACUCGGUGCAGAGCUACAGGAGCCGUGGCUAGUGGUUAAUGCAGCUGUGUACUUGUGGAACUAUAACAGCCACAUCCUUGCCGCAAAGAGGCAAAACAAGCUGGUAACCACAUUCAGCCAGUUGGUGGAGCUGCUCAGACAGACAGGCCAUGAAAGGGAAGUGGUGCUGCUUGUCCUGUUGUGUGAUGCUGUGGCACAGGGUAUCAUCAAACCUUGGUGUGGGACAUCUGGACAUACUACUCAACAGAGGGAGUAUUUUCAGUCUCAGGCAGACAAGACUAAAACAAGUGGAAAGAAAGGAAUGGAGAAAUCAGGCUCCACUCAUUCCAUUCAACUGGAGGCAGCUGUUGUGCAGGACAUCAAGAAAGCUCUGCAGAUGUGUGACUAUGCACUGCGUCUCUCCAAUGGGAAUGAUGAGACAGUGCCCAUCAUGGUUCGAAAGCAGCUUAUCAGCACAUGGGUAAAUACAAAAAGACUGUUACAACAGCAAAUUGGACAGAACCUCGACAUUGAUGAUGAGUGUAAAAACGAGGCUGUGCGGGCCAUGUCACGUGUACUGGUUGGAGUGGAGAUGAUGCGAUGUAAUACUAACCAUGGACUGAUGGAGUUCUCUGUGCCCAGCCUUACAAUGCUCAUACAAAUGGCAUCUGACUGUAAAUGGUCUGAUCCUGUAGUGGAGCUGUAUGCAUGGUCUCAGCUUGCUCGCUUUGCCCAUCGGAACGCUGAUCACGACCUUGUUAUGACUUGCACCCAGAAUUCACUUCAACUGGAUCAAAAGGCCAAGAAUAAGGCAAAAAUCUCUGUGCUUAACUUGUACAGCAUAAGAAUGGUGCAGGAGAUGCUGAGCACUGCUGCGUGUUUGAGGGGACUGAGCAUGCUUCAUAAGUCCUGUGGGCAUUUUGCCAAAUACACAGAGGCUCUUGCUAUGCUCCAUACUAGCAUCAGCUAUGCCGAGCAGGCAGGUAGCUGGCCUCUCUGUAGGACUGCAGCAAAGCAUUACUGGAACUCAUGCCUUGCACUCAUCAACACUCCUGAGCAGAGACAGCAGCUGCAAAAACCACUAGAGCUUAUUGUGAAGGCUCUAACUCGCACCUAUUCUCAACCAACCGGUGUAAAAAAUAGAAGGCCAAGCGCUCAGAAGCAAAAACAACCAGGCGCACUGGAUUCUAAUACUGAAGAUGACCUGGCAGUGAGAGCAGCUAUGUACAGUUUGAUUUUCCAGGUCCAUGUAGACUGUGGUAGUUUGAGAAAUGGCCUGCAGGUCCUGGAUCUGGCCAUCAGAGAGAUGCCUCACAGCCCUCACCGACUUACUCUCUAUAAGCAGCGGGUGCUGGUGAAGGCUCAGCUAGGGGAGAGCAUUGAGCUAGACAUGCACAUGUUUACAGAGCUUGAAGAGGUGCCCUGUGCUAUGAUGUGGCAUCAUGUUGCUCUAGCUACCAAUGACAUACAGCAGAAAAUGCACUGUUAUCAGAACGCAAUCAACAAAUUGCAGAGUGCUGAAAGUCAGUGGAAGAAAGUGGAUUUACUGCUGGAAUAUGCAGAGUGGCUGUACUGUAAUAAUUUCCCUGUGACAGAUGUGCAGCUGCAGACCCAGUCAGCCAUAGACAUUUUGCUCUCCUCUGGUCUGGACAGCAGUCAGAGUGACAGUAACCGAGGUAAUCCAGAGACCCCUGUGCAGGCAGAUGUAGCUGUACCAGUCAGCGGGCCACAAGCUCCAACGUCUAUGCUGCCUCACACCAAGCUGAAUGAUGUGCACACCCUAGAUAUGCUGGUGCAGGCAUACACACUACUGGCUAUCAUUGAGUCCAGAGUAUCUACCAAGCAUCUGCAGUACUUGGUCGAAGCUUAUCACUGUGUUGUGAAGAUCUGGCAGGUGUCCAUGAAAACAGCUCAGGAAGUCAUCAAAGAUGUGUUAAAGAAUUCUGAUAUUGCACCUCAACCCGUGUUAGCAGACAGCUCUAAAAAAGACAAGGAAAAAGAGAAAGAACACGAGAAAAUCUUUAAGUCUAAAGAGAAGAAGCCCAAGGUCCCAGGUUUGGACGCUUCGUUCCAGUUAAACCCAGAGAAAUGGGCUCAAUUCGAGUGCCCUGAAGAGUUUCGGCAGGCUUUUAAACAUGACCACAGUAUCAGCAUGCAGAACCGGACUUUGUUCUAUCUAGAUCUCCUGGUAAAAGAGCUGGAAUCAGUCUCUCUGACUCUGUUGACCCUACCCCCUUUGCACCUGGCUGAGGUCAUUGCUCACGAUCUCUUGCUUAGCAAGAGCCAUUCUGACCUUUACCGCCUUAGGAUACUGAAGACCUGUUGUGAAUUGGGGCUUGACUCGUCAUCACCCUACAAUGAUGCACUGCUGAGCUUUGCUCAUAUUUCUGAAGAUGAGCAGAUGUUAUGUCGAAAGACAGUUGCUCUGAAAAGGGAAAGAACAGGACCUCAUACAGAGGCUCAAGUCAAUAAGACACAGGAGACAGCACCUCUUCAUAGUGGGUGUGGUGUAUCUGAAGGCAGCAUGUGCAGGAAGAGGCUGAGUGAAUGUACUAUGCAGAACUUGUUAAUGGACAAGGCUGCUGUGUGUAUCAGUAUGGGCUUGUACCAACCUGCUAGAAGACUGUUAGCUGAAGUUCACCUGGUGGCCAAGGAACUUGGAGACAAAACCAUACUGGCAAGGUGUUUUUACCUUUUGGCUGUUCUGGCUAGUCAUGAGCAGCAGCAUGGCCAGGCUCUUGCUUUAGUGGAGCAGGCUCAGGAGAUUGGUGGGGAUGAGGACUUCUGGUAUAACCUCAUUCUAAGCCUCUUGAACACCACCGUACAGAUUGAUGGAGACAAUAUUUACACACAGGUGUGUAAGAUCACAGACACAGCUAUUGGACUCUUUAGGUCUGCUCUGGAGCAAAAACCAAAUCGGGCUUCAGUCCUCAACUUCUACAUUGCCUCACUGCAGGCUAGAGGUGCUGUUCUUUGUCGGCAAUCCCUGAGGGUCACUUGUCCUGGUCAUAGUGUUAGUGCUGACACAGUGAAGAAGCUGAAUGCAGUGUGUGACACUCUGGAAAAAAGUGCUGCAGCUUUACGUCAGCAUGGCUACAAGAACCAAGCUGCAGAGACCAUCCUAGAGCAGGCACACACUCUGAGAAUGCUGGCCAUGGUCACUUCCAUAAAAGAAGAGAAACAGCAGCACUUGCUUGAUGCGCUCUCGCUCAUACAGCAGGCUGUAGCUCUUCAAGAGGAAGUACUUUCUGAUUGCCUCAGACUUAUUCCAACUCAAGAGGGAGGGUGGCGUAGGCUGCCUGCCAUGCGUGUGUCUGUGCGUUUUAGGCUAGCUCUAGCUGACCUUGGUUUGUUGAUGCUGGAAAUGUUUUGUGAGGAGGAGAAGGUCAAAGCCACAAUUCAGAUCAGGAUGAGUUCAACUGAGCGAGCUGUGGAUAGCUAUUUGAAGAGCAGCCCUGAACUUAAUGCAUUACAGAGGGAAUGGCUUACCAUGGGUCAGUCUGUUGGUCAGCUGACCUUUACCCAGCUGUCUGUAGUCCAGUCUCUCAUUAAGGACUGUGUUGAAACCAGAAUGCAGACGCUUGGCAUGCUGGGAAAGUGCUUGAGGCUGUUAGCACUACAGAGAGAUCCACUAUACCCCAAUUCUAUGUGGGACAAAUCAUUCAUGGUAAACAUAGCAGGGGGAAAGGAAACUGAGUGUAAGGAUAAGGAUGAAAAUGUGGAAAGCAGCAGCCUAGUGGAGGGGAGCAUAUCACAGAGUGACAACACUAUUAAAAUGAACAACAAAAGGGCAGUGCAGCAGAUGUUGGUGCAGGCCAGUGAUACAUUAACUGAGGCUUUGAGUCUUGGGCUACAGCAAAGCCUGCCUGAGCUGCUCUCAUAUGUCUGCGAGGAGAUGCUUGAGUCACACAGCCAGAACGACACAGCUGCCUUAGGCCAAUACCUUGCAUUGCUACAGAGCUGUGUGUGCUGUACUGAGAUGUCCAGAGUGUUAGAUGCUGCCUGUUGGGACAGCAGUCAAUCUCAGGUGGCUGCUCUUCUGGGUCUACAGAAAAGCCUGAAGUUCUCACAACACAGCCACAGCAGACUGCUUUCAGCCACUGACCACUCACUUAAAACACUUUCCAAGGCCUACCAGCACGUGAAUAUAAACCCUAAGCACCUGAGCUUACUAGGAGAACUGCCAUCCAAUCUCAAAAUCCUGCUGUUGCAGCAUUCUAAAGAUGGUUCAGUGCUCUAUGGGGCUUUUUAUGAAAAGGCACAAUCCACUGAGAGUCAUAAAUUUAAAAGUAUGCAGAUUGCAGGUGGAUUAGUGUGCUCCAAAGUGACCAAGGCUCAGGUGCAGCCUACAGGCUUGCUCCAGCUUCGGCAUCAAACCCAAGCCUUCCGACAGCUUGCUGCACAAACCAUAAUCAAAGAGUCUUGCCGACUAAGGAAUGCUGUGCAGACCAAGGAUUGCAUACAGCUGAAAAAGAACACUGACCAAGAGUUAAGGGAGCAUUUUCAAGGUGUAGUUAAAGGAAUGGAGGAUUAUCUGCAUCCUCUCCUUUCUCAGUUUGACUUCUCAUGUUUCAGCAGGUGCCCUCGAUCGACAGUCACUGAUGAGGCAACCCAGCCCAAAGAUAAAGAAGAGCGAGAGGCUACAGAUAAUGCUUUGCCUGAGCAUGGCGAGUGUGUGGUGGUGUUAGCAGACACCAUGUUGCUGGAGUUGCCGUUAGAAGCUCUCAGGGUUCUGCGCGGAAGUGGAAUCAGCUCCAUCUCACGGGAUUUCUCCUUACAGGUCUUUCACUCACGUCUCCACAGAGAUGAGCAAGUUGAAAGUGACAGCAAAACGGAGAGAAAAAGUGCAAAGACAGCUAAAGGAAAAGGAGAUCAAAGCAAAGCCAUCAAAGUGGCACCAGUGAGCCGAGUCUUACCUGCAGACACUCUUUCAGUAGAUUCACGCAAGUUCAAAUAUUUUGUUGAUCCACACAGUGAUGGGGUAGAUAACAGGAGUAGUCCAGCAGAGACCAUGAGAAAGAUUCUAGACAUGUACUCACAACAGUUCACAGCUCAAUGGGAAGGAGUCGUGGGAAGUAAGCAGCCCUGCAGGUCUCAAGAUUUGGAGCAUCUGCUGACAAAUUGCAGUUGUUUUAUCUACUGCGGUGAAGAUCGCUUUCUCAACCACAUCUCUCCUGACAGAUUUGCCAACCUCAAUCUCAGUGAAUGCGAGUUGGCUGUAAUCUUUGACCCAGUUCAUAACAGUCAAAGUAUGUGGCUUCAGUCUCACUGGGAUAUUCAGAAGUGUAAGGCCCACCUUGCUCUGGAGUCACCUGUAGAGUGUGCGUAUCUGCUUACCCUCAGUGGAGUUCACUCAAUAAUGCUCAACCAGUGGUCCAACAUCACCAGGGCUAAUGCACACAACAUGGAAACUAUCAUGGAACAUCUUCUGCAAACAGGACUGACAUCUGGUCAAGCUGUCCAUACUCUGCGUAAGAAAGCAUCUUUGGCCCAGAAAGAGCCUGAUUAUGCACUGGAGGCGGACGAUGAACCAGGAUGGAUUUCACCCUCUGCUAUGAACUUCAUCAUUUAUGGAUUGCCUAAUUUAAUUGUUACCUAAAAGCAUAAAAUAUACUUAUGCCUAGAAACAUAUACUACUACAAAGAAUAGUUAAAAAGAUAGAUGUAGAUUGUUUAGCUAUUACUAUGUUUAAUGUAAUCUACAUUCCGCUGUUUGUUUUUUGAAACCUAAUUAAAGUGCCUUUACAGUAGUCUUUGGCCCAGAGCUCCACACAUUGGGGAAGAAAAAGGUUUUUUUUCAAGGUUAUGUCCUGUUCAAUGGGUUUUAGAAAAUGUAGGAUUUUAAGUAAGUUUAAAUACAGACUUACUUUUUUUGAGAGAGAGCAGUUUCUUGCUGUUGUCUGGAAUCAUGUGGGUUCUAAUGUUACCCAUCAAUUAGUCAUUGUGUAAUCUUUAAUUAGAUAAAAAAAUUAAUUUUACCUGCUCACACAAUAAUGAUCAAUAACAUGAAUUCAAAGAAAUAACUUUAAAGAACACCUUUUAUGGAAGGGCCCAGUUAGAGCCCAGAUCAGAAUCUUAUUAAAAAGGAGAUUUAUUCCUUGUAACUUUAUAGUUCUGGAGCAUUGUGCAAAGAGGAAUAAAAUUGGCAAAUCAUAAAAUGCAAA